This is a messenger RNA of Linderina pennispora, 2077 nucleotides long. RefSeq lists its product as uncharacterized. The record is from RefSeq and is a predicted model, not a curated record. The transcript is spliced from 7 exons. Lineage: Eukaryota; Fungi; Kickxellomycota; Kickxellomycetes; Kickxellales; Kickxellaceae. Gene Ontology annotation, molecular function: GTPase activity; GTP binding. The coding region runs from base 38 to 1969 and encodes 643 amino acids. Gene Ontology annotation, cellular component: cytosol; ribonucleoprotein complex.
CAGCCCCCACACCACCUUUUGUCGAAUUCACAAACAAAUGCUGCAGUCUUUCCUUCGUGUUGGCGGUCGUCGCGUUGCCAGGCCGAUCAACGCUCAGCGGCUGGGCCGUAACAGCGGCUCGCGCUGCCUGUCGAUGCUCUCGGGCAAGCGUAGUGUUGGCGCCUUGAGCGGAAUCAACUCGCAGAGAUAUACUGCCUCUAACGUGGCUGUUAGUACCAGGGCAUCUGCUGGCAUUCGGUUCUACUCUGCUGCUGCUGCAGAGGCAGAGACUACCUCGUCGAUCGAUCUGGGAGACAUGAUUCCAAUGGACAAGAUCCGCAACAUUGGAAUCAUUGCUCAUGUAGAUCAUGGUAAGACCUCGCUGGUGGACUGCCUUCUGAAGCAGUCCGGUGCCCUGGCUGGUUCCAGCGCGAUGCAAGAAACCCGCGUCACCUCUCUGGCGUACAACGACCACCGCAUCAAUAUCAUCGAUACACCGGGGCACGCUGAUUUCGGUGGUGAGGUCGAGCGCAUCCUGUCGAUGGUUGACGGUGUUGUUCUGGUUGUCGAUGCCACUGAGGGACCGAUGGCUCAGACCAAGUUUGUUGAUCGCGCCACCAGCCGGCCCGACGAAGUCGACUCUGAGCUGCUGGAGCUGUUUAUGGCUCUUGGUGCCAGCGACGAGCAGACCGCGUACGACAUUCUGUAUGCGUCGGCCAAGGAGGGCUGGUGCUCGGGUGACUUGGCCCAGGCCAAUUCUCCGGACGGUAGCAUGGUGCCGCUGCUGGACGCGAUCCUGGCCAGGGUGCCGUCGCCCAAGGGAGAGCGGGACGAUGUACCGUUCUCGAUGCUGGUCACGCAGCUCGAGGCCAACUCGUACCUCGGAAAGUGCGCAUUGGGCCGCAUCACCAGUGGAACUGUGCGUGUCGGCGACAAGAUCCGCGUUCUUGAGCCUGGGACCGGCAACGUGAAGGAGGAGGGCAAGGUCACCAAGCUGUUCCUGCGCAGCGGUGUGCAGCAGGUGCCCAUGGCCCAAGCUGGUGCUGGCGAUGUCAUCACCAUCAGCGGCGUGCCAACCGUCAGUGUCAACUCGACCGUUGCCAGCCCUGAAGUCACCGAGCCGCUCGAGUUCAUCCCUGUCGAUCCGCCUACCAUUUCGAUGACCUUCUCUGUCAACGACUCGCCGCUGGCCGGCCGCGAGGGCUCACAGCUGACAUCGAGCAUGAUUCGGGACCGCCUGCGCCGCGAGGCUGAGACCAAUUCCGAGGCGCUUGAGGUGCACGGCCGCGGAGAGCUGCAGCUCUGUCCUGUCACUCCGCCGCGCGUGCUGUUCAAGCGUGAUCCCGACAACCGCAAAAAGAUCCUCGAGCCCUACGAGGAGAUCACAAUCGAUGUCAUCGAGAAGCUGACCAAGCGCAAGGCCGAACUCAAGUCGUUCACUGACAUUGCUGACAAGGCGCGCAUUGUGUUCCACAUCCCGACGCGUGGUCUGCUUGGCUACGCGUCCGAGUUCAAGAACGACACCCACGGCACUGGUGUCAUGAACCACGCGUUCCUCCGCUACGGCGAGUAUGCCGGCGCCUUCGAGAAGUCGCGCAAGGCCAGCAUGGUGUGCCUGUCGUCUGGUACCGCUACCACGUAUGCGCUGAACAUGCUCGAGCCGCGUGGCCGUCUGUUCAUUCGCAACGGCGAAGACAUGUACCCUGGCAUGGUUGUGGGCGAGCUGAGCAAGGAUGGCGCCGAUCUGGAUGUCAACCCGACCAAGGCCAAGCAGCUGACCAACAUCCGCGCUGCAGGCAAGGACGAGACUGUCCGUCUGACGCCGGUCAAGCCCUGGACGCUCGAGGAGGUCAUCGCCUAUGUCAACCCCGACGAGGCGAUCGAGGUCACGCCAACCCAGGUCCGUCUGCGCAAGCAGAUUCUUGAUCCGAUCAAGCGCAAGCAGCUGUCGCGCAAGCGCGUCAGCGAUAUUGAUGAUAUGCUCGACUGAGCAAUGUACACACUAACCAGGGGUGGGUUUUUUCUGUGUCGCAGAAGGAAACUUGUCGAAUUGUAUUUUUGAAAGAUAUCAGCAAUAGACCGUUACUAAAUCUGCAAA